AUGUGGAAGAAGCUGCUGACGUCAGGUUCUCGGAUUCUCAGCUGGCAGAAGGGCUUGCCCGACUUAAAGAAGGUGACGGCUGCAGUACCGACAUUUAUCGCAAGAUGGCAGCAUUCCGAGCUCGAGCCAGUCCAUGGGCAAGGUCCAGUGUCAUAUGGGAGUCACGGUGAGAAGUUCCUUCCUUACGCCCGAGUGUGGGGGUCCCCGUCGGAGCGUCUGAUGCCUCGGCUCCUCGACAUACGAAACGGACAGAAGGUCCAGCCGACUUUCUCGGUGGAGGAACUCCAGCGGAGACUCAACCUGCUGCGCACCUUCAUGAUCAGCAACGAAGUAGACGCCGUCCUCUUCACGUCCUACCAUAACAUCAACUACUACAGCGACUUUCUGUACACCUCAUUCGGCAGGGACUACGGGCUGGUCGUCACCAUGGACAAAGUGCUCACCAUAUCCGCAAAGGUUGACGGCGGCCAACCCUGGAGAAGGACGCAGAUCGGCGACAACGUCGUCUACACCGACUGGCAGCCAGACAACUUCUACCACGCGGUCCGAGUGGAGCUAGCGGGGCGAGGCUUCAGGACGCUGGGCGUGGAGCUCGACCACUUGUCACAGGACCGUUUCGCCAGGCUGAAGCUCGCCAUCCCCGACAUGCAGAUAACAGACAUAGGGAGGGCCACCAUGCCACUGCGCGUGAAGAAAUCGGACGAGGAAAUCGCGCUUAUCAAAGAAGGCGCCCGUAUUGCUGACCUGGGCGGCUGGGCUGUAGUGGAGGCGCUAGAAGAGGGCGUGCCUGAGUACGAGCUGGCGAUCCACGCUGCCAACGUCAUGACGAGGGAAGUGGCCAGGACCUACCCGCACAGCGAACUCAUGAAUACCUGGGCCUGGGUCCAGUCAGGGAUCAACACUGACGGGGGACACAACCCUGUGACGUCACGGCGCGUGCGCAGUGGGGACAUCUUGUCAGUGAACACCUUCCCAAUGAUUGCUGGCUGGCAGAAGGGUUCGCCCGACUUAAAGAAGGUGACGGCUGCAGUACCGGCAGUUAUCGCAAGAUGGCAGCAUUCCGAGCUCGAGUCAGUCCAUGGGCAAGGUCCAGUGUCAUAUGGGAGUCACGGGUCCCCGUCGGAGCGUCUGAUGCCUCGGCUCCUCGACAUACGAAACGGACAGAAGGUCCAGCCGACCUUCUCGGUGGAGGAACUCCAGCGGAGACUCAACCUGCUGCGUACCUUCAUGAUCAGCAACGAAGUAGACGCCGUCCUCUUCACAUCCUACCAUAACAUCAACUACUACAGCGACUUUAUGUACAACUCAUUCGGCAGGGACUACGGGCUGGUCGUCACCAUGGACAAAGUGCUCACCAUAUCCGCAAAGGUUGACGGCGGCCAACCCUGGAGAAGGACGCAGAUCGGGGACAACGUCGUCUACACCGACUGGCAGCCAGACAACUUCUACCACGCGGUCCGAGUGGAGCUAGCGGGGCGAGGCUUCAGGACGCUGGGCGUGGAGCUCGACCACUUGUCACAGGACCGUUUCGCCAGGCUGCAGCUCGCCGUCCCCGACAUGCAGAUAACAGACAUAGGGAAGGCCUCCAUGCCAUUACGCGUAAAGAAAUCGGACGAGGAAAUCGCGCUUAUCAAAGAAGGCGCCCGAAUUGCGGACCUGGGCGGCUGGGCUGUAGUGGAGGCGCUUGAAGAGGGCGUGCCUGAGUACGAGCUGGCGAUCCACGCUGCCAACGCCAUGACGAGGGAAGUGGCCAGGACCUACCCGCACAGCGAACUCAUGAAUACCUGGGCCUGGGUUCAGUCAGGGAUCAACACUGACGGGGGACACAACCCUCUGACGUCACGGCGCGUGCGCAGUGGGGACAUCUUGUCAGUGAACACCUUCCCAAUGAUUGCUGGGUACUACGCCGCCCUGGAGAGGACCAUGUUCCUGAACCACGCCUCAGACGCUCACCUCGCUCUCUGGGAGAUCAACUGUCAGGUCCACCGGCGGGGCCUGGAGCUGGUCCGCCCGGGAGUGCGCUGCUGUGACAUUGCCACCGAGCUGAACGAGAUGUACCGGCAACACGGGCUGCUGCAGUACCAUACCUUCGGCUACGGUCACUCAUUCGGCACCUUGUGUCACUACUUCGGCAGGGAAUCUGAGGUGGAGCUGCGUGAAGACGUCACCACCGUUCUCGAGCCCGGGAUGGUCAUCUCCAUGGAGCCGAUGAUCAUGAUCCCCGAGGGCAUGCCGGGAUCGGGGGCGUACCGGGAUCACGACAUCCUGGUGGUGACGGAGGACGGGACGGAGGACAUCACAGGCUUCCCGUCCGGUCCUGAGCACAACAUCAUCAAGAAGACUUAGCCAAGCCUGCUGUAUUUUUAGAAGGCUCCUAAAAAGAAUGUAAACAAAUAACAUGACCGCGA
Molecule: messenger RNA, 2408 nt
Organism: Branchiostoma belcheri (Belcher's lancelet)
Lineage: Eukaryota; Metazoa; Chordata; Leptocardii; Amphioxiformes; Branchiostomatidae
Product: creatinase-like
Exons: 15
Coding region: 1-2346 (781 amino acids)
Source: RefSeq, a predicted model, not a curated record